GCGUAGGAUCCUCCCAUCAAGGGUGUAAACUGCGUGAUGGUUGGCGGUUAUGACGCUCAGCGGCUGUCAAUUAAGACGGCGGUUUGAAACCAGCCCGGGAGCGCGUGCGACUUCUUGAUGUCUAUUACUUCGGUGGUUUCUUAGGGAAACGGGAGCUGGUUUCCUACUCUCUGAGUGGAGAGUGGUAGAAAACGAGCAAUUUUUUGUUUUUCUUUUGGCCUAAAGCAAGCCAAUAGUAGGAAUGCAAAGGAAGCAAGAUACCCUUCGGCUGUACUAUUAGACAAAAUGGAGAAAGUUACUGUAGAUGUGCUUGUAGAAAAGCAGAAUGAAGGCUCCCCAAAGCAAGACUCCAAAGAUGAAACUGACAUUAAAGCACUGAAUGACACUGAAUUACGGGAACAGCUUUCUGAGUAUGGAAUCAGCCCUGGACCAAUAUUACCUUCUACAAGGGCCAUUUAUGAGAAAAAGUUGCUGCAGUUCAUGAAGGGAUGCCCAGCAGUAGCAGCUAGACAGAAGGGUGAUGAUUGUGUUUCUGAUAACGGAAAAGAUGAAGAACAAGGAAUAAACACAGAAGUAGUCCUUGAAACAAACCACCUCAAAGUGACAGCUGAAUGUGCCUCUGGGGCUGAUAAUAAAUCUCACAUUGAUGUGGCAGAACGGCAGAAGAAACUCUUGUCACCUGAUGUUGAAUACAGUUUAGCCAAAAUAGUGUCAGAGUUACAGGAACUAUUGCCAGAGGGUAAAGUGGCAGCAUAUCGGUCCCAAGGACAACGGAGGAAAGCUAGCAGCAGUCCUGAGAGAAAUCACAGGCAAAUGAAAAGUGAUAUACCACACGAAGACUAUGGUUAUCCUGAAGCUAACGCAGGACAAAGCACUAGAAGAAGAUCCACAAAGGAGAAUCCCCUUUCAGUGAAGAAAGGUCCUGAAAUCAAAUCCCAGGUUGUACCUGAGCAACAAGAUGAAGGAUUUAUACCAAUGCGUGUAAAGAUGGCUGUAUUUGCCAUCUUUGUUUUCAUCCUUUUUGUAUAUGUAACUAUGGAAACUAAUCGAGAUAAUCCAUUCAUAGCCUUCAUUUCUGGGAUAUGAGUGUAGCCCUGUCCUAUAUAGAAUUGCAAGACCAAAGAAGGCUUUCUCUUUAACUGUGUAUGAAUAAGUUUGGAUAGUUAAUUAAAAGGCAAAAGGGGGACCAA
Molecule: messenger RNA, 1190 nt
Organism: Heteronotia binoei (common prickly gecko)
Lineage: Eukaryota; Metazoa; Chordata; Lepidosauria; Squamata; Gekkonidae
Gene: LEMD1
Product: LEM domain containing 1
Exons: 8
Coding region: 286-1086 (266 amino acids)
Source: RefSeq, a predicted model, not a curated record